Eublepharis macularius is the source of this 5702-nucleotide messenger RNA. RefSeq names its product BCL6 corepressor like 1 (gene BCORL1). The transcript is spliced from 14 exons. Bases 104 to 4567 code for a protein of 1487 amino acids. Gene Ontology annotation, biological process: negative regulation of transcription by RNA polymerase II. Lineage: Eukaryota; Metazoa; Chordata; Lepidosauria; Squamata; Eublepharidae. Gene Ontology annotation, molecular function: protein binding; transcription corepressor activity. Gene Ontology annotation, cellular component: nucleus. The record is from RefSeq and is a predicted model, not a curated record.
ACGGGCGGACGGGAGAAGGGAGGAGCGCGGCCGCCGAGGCCAGCCCAGCCGGCGAGGCGGAGCCCCUAACAGGACCGAGUCUGGUUGUUGCUGAGCGGCUGUCAUGAUCUCUGCAGCACCUCUUUACAGUGGGGUGCAUAACUGGACUGGCACCGAGCGGAUUCGCAUGUGCGGACUCAACGAAGAGAGGAGAGCGCCACUUUCUGAUGAAGAAUCUAACACCAGCAGCUCCCAGCAUCUGGGGUCCCCGGAGUUCUGCGUUGGCAGCAGCUUUUCCAAGGUGGAGCUCACAGCAAUUUCGAGUAGCGGCAGCAGUGCCCCGGGGUUUGAGGCAGAGGGCAUCGUGGAGGAGAAGCUUGGGCCCAAGCUUGAGGAGCAGCCCCACGAGCCAGACGGUGCUGGAAAGUCCGGGAAGGGCAGUGAUGCCAGCCAAGGGGAGGCCGGGGUGGCAGAACCCACCAAACCAGAGAGCAGCAGCCCUGAAUGUGUUUGGCCCUCUGCUAAGAAGGAGGCCGACAUCCUCCCUGCCUGCCCCAGAGCUCUGGAGAGCGAGCAUGCAGGCAAGGAAAAGAGCACUGCCCUGCCGGCUGGAGCGGCCGUGACCACUGCUGCCAGCUGCACCACUCUAGCCUCUACCCCAGCCACCUUCGCUUUGAAAAGUGUCUGUUUCCCUACAUCUCAGGCCACCGCUAUGCAAAAAAUGGCCCUCUCCUUCCAGCCAGGAGCAGUCCUAGCCCCCAGCCAGCCCUUGGUUUACCUCCCGCCCCCCAGCUGUGUGGCUGCUCUUCCGAGUCCGCUCGGAGUCUCGUCCACACUAACCCUGCCUGUAUUACCCCCCUUCCGUCAAGACCACUGUCUGCCAGGUCUUCUCGCCCCCUCCGAGCUGCAUUCUUACUCGUAUGCCUUCUCUGUGGCCAGGCCUUUGGCUACGGAUUCCAAAGCGGCAUCUGUGGACGCAAGCCAGCUGAGCUGCCCUCCCCCAUCGGGAGAGAGCAACACCUCCACGGCCCCUGGCCCUUCCCCUCCCUCUGACAGUUCAGACCUUUCGACAAGCACUCCUGCCUUGGUUACAUCAUGUGGGAGCACUGCCCCCUUGUCAGGUCCCAGCAUGCUUGCCAGGGCCCCCCCAGCUCCAGAGCAGCUCGCGCAGGGCGUCCUGGCUUCCAUCUCCCCCUUGAAAUCACCUCCGCAGCUGGAACGUGAGAUGGUCUCCUCUCCGGAAUGCAGCGAGAUGCCUCUUGACCUUUCCUCCAAGUCCAACCGCCAGAAGCUGCCUCCGCCAAACCAGCGCAAGACACCCCCCAUGCCUGUGCUGACCCCGGUGCACACCAGCGGCAAGGCGCUGCUCACCACGGUGCUUUCCAAGUCGCAGAGGGUGGCUCAGGCUGUGGGCACGCCGGGCUCUGCUUCGCCCUUCGUCAUCUUCCCAGAGUUCUUGCGCAAUGGGGAGCAGGGCUCCUGGGUGAAGAACUCCACUGCCCUCAUCAGUACCAUUCCAGGCACCUACGUGGGGGUGGCCAACCCAGUGCCUGCUUCUGUGCUAUUGGGCAAAGACUCCAACGUUGGCUUCAGCAGGGACUCCCGCCACCUCCCCAAGCAGGAGCCCAUUUCUAUCAUCGACCAGGGUGAGCCCAGAAACACCGGACUGCCUUCUGGGAAAAAGGGUGGCCCUGCCAGUGCAGACGGGCAGGUAGAGCCCCUGCGACAGCACCUUCACGGCAGAGGUGUCCCUGGGCCCCCGUUGCGCUCGUCCAAGGAGCUGUCCCUUUGGAAUCCUGGUCAGGGCAAUGUUUACCCUCGAUGUUCAGUCAACGGGAAGCCUGCUAGUCCUCAACUUCUGCCCAUGGGGUGGUCACCCUAUCACCAAACUCCUCUGCUUUCUAUCGGCAUCUCGACAGCUGGGCAGAUCCCUCCCAAUCAGGUUGGUCCCUCCAAGCCAGCUGCUGCAGGCGAGUUGGCUGCGUUCCCCACUGUGCAGCCAGCAGAGUCCGGCGCAGCAGCCCAGAAGGCCUCCGAAGCACCCUCGCAGGGCAAGAGCUGUAAAACAGCCUUGCCCAGCAUGGCUAACCCCUUGUGCGUCUCGCCAGCACUUCAGACCAGUCCUCCAGACUCCAAGGGCUCGAAUGUCCUUGCUCCGAACCACAGCUGUGACAGACUAGAGACUGAGUCCAUAGCCGAGAGUAUCCCCCAGCCAGAAGCUCCCUCAGUAGGCCUCAAGCGCCCCGGGGACAACAAACCUAAAAACCAAGUCUUAACCACCUAUCUGGCCCGUGACCUGCCCUUAGCCAGCCAGCCGACGGUGCGGACACCUUCUGAGUCUACACCGCUUGCAGAGAGCCAGCGCAAGGCCCAGAAGUGCGACCCGUCCCGGAACCAGCCGAGCUCAGAGAUUCCUUCUCACCCCCUUCACCAAGUAGACCUCAGCCGCGUGAAGAAGGAGUGGGUGGAGCCCGAUGUGCCCUUUGCCUCUGCUGCAUGCCUGCAUGCCUCGAGAGACUCUCCAAAGGCCAAGCUCAAGGCGGUGGCCCACAUCAAAGUGGAGGGGGGCUUCCCCUGCAAACCCAAGCGGCCACGUGAUGGGCCAGACCGACCAACUCACAAGAGGCAAAAGUGCCGAAGCGGCGAGGAAUCCGUAGCUUCGUGCAAGUCGAGCAGCCAGAAUAUGCACACCCGCAAGUGGCGGAAGCAUCACGGCGAUCUCCGGGACAUCAAGCGAGAGAGCCGUUUGGGCUCUACAAAGGAACGCAGCAGCCUCCGAGCCAAGCGCAAGCGCCGGAAGCCAUCCCCAGGGCAUCAGGGGCACAGCUGCGAAGAAGCUUUUGUUGAGAAGAAAGCAAAGAACAAUUUCCGUGACUUCAUCCCUGUGGUGUUGAGCAGCCGGACCCGAAGCCAGUCAGGAAGCAUGGGGGGCUCUUCUGCUAGCAUGCUAGGGGAUUGUGAAGGGGCUGGCCAGGAGAUGGUUCCGCUGCUGUCAGAGGAUGAGGAAAUUGAUGAGGAAGAGGAAUUGCUGUCCCUGAAGCAUCGCAAGCUAAGGAAGUCUCACCGGCUUUCCCCGCACUCCGGUUGCAGAGACCGCGAAAGAGAGAGGUCUCGUUCAGAGAGGGGCAACCUUCACCUGAGCAAGACUCGGGAGCUCACGUGGCAAGUGGAAGCCACCAGGCAGCUGUGGGACCGCAAAGAAGCAGAGGAGGAAAGUGGCCAUGUCAAGAGGAAGAAAAGAAGUCGGCGGAAAAGCUUGAAGUACCAGACAGGAGAGUACUUGAUAGAGCGGGACAAAGACGAGCACACAAGCUGUUGCCACAAGUGGCGGAAAUCUAAAGAAGACUUCAGGUACCGGAAGCACAAGGGGUCCACCCCAAGCAAAGGCUCAGAGCUGCGCCUGAGGAGCAGGCUUUCUCCAACCCUUCAAGGGCAUCUGGACUUCCGCAAUGGAUUCCUCUUGGAUCACCCAGACUCGCCUCCUUUACAAGAAGUGCUAGAGAAGCCGUCCGGGAAACGCAAAUGCAAAACCAAACAUUUGUCUGAAGAAAAGGCCAAGGCUCGAUGGAAUCAGUCCAAGACACGCUCUCCAAAAAAACCCCGAGAGCCAUGUCCAUCCAGCAAGUCACGGCAGCACAGCUCAGAGAAGGCCCCAGAACCACCUGCAGCCCCACCGGUGCCCCCUGAAGCUCGGCGUCUGAUAGUGAACAAGAAUGCUGGGGAGACGCUGUUGCAGAGGGCAGCCCGGCUCGGUUACAAGGAUGUGGUGAUGUACUGCCUGCAGAAAGAGAACAACGAUGUCAACCACCAGGACAACGCAGGCUACACAGCCCUGCAUGAGGCCUGCGCACGAGGCUGGAUAGACAUCCUGCAGAUCUUGCUGGAGCAUGGCGCAAAUGUGAACUGCAGUGCACAAGAUGGCACCAGGCCGGUUCAUGACGCCGCUGCAAAUGACAACCUGGAGACCAUGUGGCUCCUGCUUUCUUAUGGUGCUGACCCCACCCUGGCCACCUACUCGGGGCAGACGGCCUUGAAGCUGGCCAGCAGUGAGGGGAUGAAAAGCUUCCUUCGUGAUUACCUCUUGGACCUGCAGGGUCGAGCUGACGGGGACCCACGAACAGCCUGGGAGUUCUAUAGCAGCAGCGUGCUGGAGGGGAAAGACGAGAUUGGCUGUGACCUUUUGCUCAACCCUCCUGGGAGCUCGGAUCAGGAGGAAGAUGAGCAGGAGUCAGACCGCUUAAUGUUCGAGUUCUCCGACCAGCAGCUGCUCCCCUGCUACAACCUGCAGUUGUCCGUCUCACGGGGCCCCUGCAACUGGUUCCUCUUCUCCGACGUGCUCAAGCGGCUCAAGCUCUCGUCCCGCAUCUUCCAAGCUCGCUUCCCACACUUCGAGGUGACCACCCUGCCCAAGGCAGAGUUCCAGCGCCAGGUGGCAUUGAGCCAAGUGUUGGCUGCAGAAGAAAUCCAGGAGCAUGUGGUGCCCCCCUCGGCUACGGGCACCAUAGAGACAGUGGAGUUGGUACGCUACGAGCCGGAGCUGGUUCGGCUGCUGGGCUCAGAGGUAGCGUUUGAGGCCUGGAGCAGCUGACGGGGACUUGGGCACUCCUUCCCGCCGUCGGACUACAUUGCGAGGCAAUAAAUACGGACCACCGAGAAGCAGCCUUCUCACGGCCAACCGUGGGCCCCUCCGUGAACAGCAGCAGGUGCUCACCACCCCCGCCUGCAGGGGGGGUUGGAAGCUGCCUCUUCCCUUGCCCCGGACUCCUCGCUUGUGGACGCGCUGCCGCCUUUGGUGGCUUCAGAACCUCUCUGUGGAACUGCAUCUCUCCCCACCCUCCCAGCCCCAAAGCUCUUCCAGAGUAUUUAUUUAAUUAGUAUUUAAUUUGUGGUGUUCCUUUGUUCCUGCUCAGUCUGCAUCACUGUGAUUCUUGGCGGGGGGGCUUCCUACAGCCACCCACCCCUGGUCGGGAUGUGCUGAGGGGACCGGGCCACCACUUCCCUCCUCCCCAGUUCCCCCGUAAAGGGCGGUGAGGAGGCUGGGAGCCCCUCCCUCCCAAUAGCUUCAUUCUCCUUUCAGUUUUAGGGCCACCCAACCUCUUUUGGGGGUGUUCCUCCCUCCCUCCUUGGCCUUUCUGUUUUGGCUCCGGAGUUAAGCCUGCCACACUGGAGAGGCAACCAGAGACUGAAUUGAGUAUAGAGCCAAAGGCAUCUGGGUGUCCCCCCCCCCCACAACCCGGCCCCAUCUUUCAUCUUCCCCUUUGUUCAUUCAGGUUGCAAGACGGCAGUCCCCAGUGGGUCAGGAGGGGGAGCACCCACCAGCAGGAGGGGUGAGGUGGGGUGGUGUAGAUGGUACAGUUUUAUUGUACAGGUGCUAACGAGGACUGGACAAUCGGUUUUCUGGCUGUCCCCUGCGCUUCAGGGUGGGGAAGGUGGGGUGUUAACUUUUCUUCAUUUGUGUUGUGUUUUUUUUUCCUCCUUUCCCCUUCCCACUUGCGGAGUUGCGCAUUGCCUGCCCUGCCUCUCCCACCCACUCCCUCCAAGGAGGCUGCCUCUCCUGGCUCCCACCUUGGAAAAAAGCAGACAGCAUUCUCUCUCUUUCUCUUUUACGCCAAGGCUUUUCAGGCCUUUGGGGUAUGUGUUCUGGCUGCUGUUUUUCUGGUUUUUGUUUUAUUCUUAAGCAACAGGCUGUGGUGUCCAAAACACUUAUGUACAGAAAAACCUGC